Molecule: messenger RNA, 3269 nt
Organism: Scophthalmus maximus (turbot)
Lineage: Eukaryota; Metazoa; Chordata; Actinopteri; Pleuronectiformes; Scophthalmidae
Gene: mta1
Product: metastasis associated 1
Exons: 18
Coding region: 566-2560 (664 amino acids)
Biological process (GO): response to ionizing radiation; double-strand break repair; negative regulation of transcription by RNA polymerase II
Cellular component (GO): NuRD complex; nucleoplasm
Molecular function (GO): transcription corepressor activity; transcription coactivator activity; sequence-specific DNA binding
Source: RefSeq, a predicted model, not a curated record
ACGGGAGCUCCAAGCAAACUCCAAGACACUGAUUGGUCUGGACCGGGACUCGAACCCAGAACCUUCUUGCUGUGAGGCGGAAGUGCUAACCACUACGCCACCGUGCAGACCAGUCCCAUUUCCAUGUCGGUUCAUACAGCAGCAGCAAUGGCGUCGUUGGAUUUUUUGGGGGGUUGCUGUUGAAAACGCUACUUUUUAGCUAACGGUCGCAAAAAAAAAAAAAAAAAAAGUCGACGACUUCUCUCUGUCCCCGCUGGUCUUUGACUUCACUCGUUCUUCUUUUUUUUAAUUCUGCCGCCACAUGUCGCCAGUCGAGCGAGCGGCCGACGGUUAAACGCGCACUGUCUCUUUAAGGGCCGCUCGGCGGUGCCUGCGCUCCGUAUUGAUCAAUCCUCCAUUUUCCAACACACCGCGGCGGCAGCGCGAGCACAGCUCCGGCGGCGAGAGGAGGGAGAGCGACGAGCGACGAGAGCGAGCGAGCGAGCGAGCGAGCGAGGGAGGGAGAGAGAGCGACGAGCGAGCCACCCCUCUACCCGGAGAGGAAGCCAGGGACCGGGGGGCAGCCAUGGCAGCGAACAUGUACCGGGUUGGAGAUUAUGUUUAUUUUGAGAACUCGUCCAGUAACCCACUGCUGAUCAGGAGGAUAGAGGAGUUAAACAAGACAGCCAAUGGGAACGUGGAGGCCAAAGUGGUGUGUUUUUACCGGCGCAGGGACAUCUCCAGCACUCUCAUCGCCCUGGCAGACAAACAUGCAAGGGAGCUGGAGGAGGAGAUGGAGAAUCCCGAGAUGGCCGACCUCCCCGAGAAACAGAAACACCAGCUCAGACACAGAGAGCUUUUCUUGUCCCGCCAACUGGAGUCUUUACCUGCCACACACAUCAGAGGGAAGUGCUGCGUGACGCUGCUGAACGAGACAGAAGCCCUGACGUCCUACCUGGACAGAGACGAUGCCUUCUUCUACUCGCUGGUGUAUGACCCUCAGCAGAAGACUCUGCUGGCCGAUAAGGGGGAGAUCCGCGUCGGGAACAAGUACCAGGCCGACAUCACCGACCUCCUCAAAGACGGUGAGGGCGAUGGCAGAGAGUUGGAGAAACUAGAGGAGAAGAUCUGGGACGCCAACAGCUCACUGACGGAGAAAGAAAUCGACCAGUUCUUAGUUGUUGCUCGGUCAGUAGGCACAUUUGCCAGAGCCUUGGACUGCAGUAGUUCAGUGCGGCAGCCCAGCCUUCACAUGAGCGCUGCUGCAGCCUCCAGAGACAUCACCUUGUUUCACGCCAUGGACACGCUCCACGCCACGGGCUACGACAUGACCCGAGCCAUCGCGGCGCUGGUGCCCCAGGGCGGGCCCGUCCUCUGCAGGGACGAGAUGGAGGAGUGGAGCGCCUCAGAGGCCAACCUGUUCGAGGAGGCGCUGGAGAAAUACGGCAAAGAUUUCACCGAUAUCCAGCAGGAUUUUUUGCCCUGGAAGUCUCUGACGAGUAUUAUUGAGUAUUACUACAUGUGGAAGACCACAGACAGAUACGUACAGCAGAAACGAUUAAAAGCGGCCGAGGCAGAGAGCAAGUUGAAGCAGGUCUACAUCCCGAACUAUAACAAGCCAAACCCCAACCAGCUGAGUAACAACGUAAAGCCAGCUCUGGUGAACGGAGCAGCAGGUAUCGUGGGUACACCGGUUACAGCGGCUCCAGUGGGUACAGUGGGUCCAGUGGGUCCCGCGGGCACAUUGGGUCCCGCAGCUACAGUGGGUCCCGCGGGUAUAGUGGGUCCCGCGGGUACAGUUGGUCCCGCGGGUACAGCCGUCCCAGGACCUCCAGGCUCGGGACAGACCCCCGGCCUGGGCAGAGCCUGUGAAAGCUGCUACACCAGCAGCUCCUACCAGUGGUACUCGUGGGGACCUCCCAACAUGCAGUGUCGCCUGUGCGCCUCAUGCUGGACAUACUGGAAGAAGUACGGAGGGCUGAAGAUGCCCACGCGGCUAGACGGAGAGAGGCCCGGACCCAACCGCAGCAGCAUGAGCCCCCACGGCCUCCCCCUGCGCCACAGCGGCAGCCCCAAGUUUGCGGUGAAGACGCGACAGGCCUUCUUCCUGCAGACCACCACGGUGACGCGCACGACUCGCCGCCUCUGCCAGGAUAUGAUACGGCCGCGGUAUCUGGCCAGGCACCCCUACCUCCCCCUCAACACAGCAGCCAUCAAGGCCGAGUGUGCCCUGCGGUUGCCAGAAAGGCCAAAAAAGACUUUGCCACUGAAACCUGUGGAACGUAAACCUCUGGAGUCUGUGGUGCGGUAUUUAGAAGCACAUCCCCGUCCAGCCAAGCCCGACCCCCCGACACGUGGGGGCUCCAUCUCCACAGCCAGCCUGACGCCCAUAAAGUCCUCUCCCAUCCUCAACAACGGCUCCCCCACCAUCCUGGGCAAGCGCAGCUACGAACAGCACAACGGAAUGGAUGGCUCUAAAUCCAAGAUCCUGGCUCCGCAGUGGGACAUCAUGGCCAAACGGAUGAGCGAGGUGGGCCGACCCUCGGCUUCGCUGCAGGACGAGGUGCACGAGCUGGACUGAACGCUCCGCGCCAACAACCUCUACUGCACAACCCCAGUCAGCAGAGGGGGAUGAAAUGGAAAAGGCGUUUUCCAGUGAACCACAGUCGAGGGCAGCUGAGGGGAGACGACGACAAGAUCAUCGGCCACGCGUCUUCAGCCAGUUCAGACCGAUGCCCGAUAAUCGAUCACCUCGGCCGUGGUCAAUCUGACGACUGACUGUACAGGACUGUGUUUAUUACUCACAUUUCUUGUUAUUACUGUCAUUGUAAUUAUUGUUAUUGUUAUUAUAAUUUCUUCUCUCUCUUUUUUUUUUUUACCAACUAUAAAUCAGCUUAUUGUUUGUCGAUCAAACGAUGGAACUUUUAAAGUUUCGCGAAAAAAUAGCUUGCAACGCCCUGUGGAAAAGGGUCGAAGGACUGUAACAUAAGCCACUCGCAUCUUCUCUGUUCGUUUUGUUCUUUGUUUUUGUUUUGUUUCUUUAACGAUUUCAAUUCAGCGAGGAGACGCACUUCUGUUCUGUUCCAGUGACACACGUCAGCUCCUCGUCUUUUUCUGUUUUCGACGAAUUCGAAACGCUUUACGGGAAAUCUUAGGUUUUGUGAGCCGGCCCCCUGCUCUUCGGCCAGAGAGGUUUAACUUAUUGAGAAAGACUUGCUGUUUUUUCUACCUUUUUCACAAGUAAUGCAUCUAUGCUUCAAUAAUAUAAUUAAAAAAGACAAUUGAUUUUC